Molecule: messenger RNA, 2483 nt
Organism: Suncus etruscus (white-toothed pygmy shrew)
Lineage: Eukaryota; Metazoa; Chordata; Mammalia; Eulipotyphla; Soricidae
Gene: CLCC1
Product: chloride channel CLIC like 1
Exons: 11
Coding region: 96-1751 (551 amino acids)
Cellular component (GO): membrane; endoplasmic reticulum
Molecular function (GO): chloride channel activity
Source: RefSeq, a predicted model, not a curated record
GGAGCUCGCAGCAUCGGCUUCCAUCUUCCUCGCCAUCUCCUGGCGGCUCCGACUGGUGGUGGACACCGGCAGAGGCCGACUGGCGACCGCCAAGGAUGCUGUAUUCCCUGCUCCUUUGUGAAUGCCUGUGGCUGGUGGCUGCUCGUGUUCCUGCUGCUGCUCAUGACGAUGACUGGAUAGACCCCACAGAUAUGCUUAACUAUGACGCCGCUUCAGGAACAAUGAGAAAGUCUCAGGUGAAAUAUGGGAUGCCUGAGAAAAAGGAUAUUGAUCCCAAUUUACCUGAUACUGAUGAGUUGUCAAAAUGUUACAAGAGCCUGGACUCUUUAGUGUAUCAGGUUGAGGAAUGUGAAAAACAAAAGAGGAAGGACUAUGAUAGCCAAAGUAAUCCUGUGUUUAAGAGAUACCUAAAUAAGAUUUUAAUCGAAGCCAGAAAGCUCGGACUUUCUGAUGAUCAGAAAGACGAUUUGCAUUAUGAUGCGGAGAUUAUCCUGAAAAGGCAAACAGUAUUAGAAAUACAGAAGUUUCUCAAUGGAGAAGAAUGGAAAUCAGGAGCUUUGGAUGAUGCACUAAGUGAUAUUUUGAUUAAUUUUAAGUUGCAUGAUUUUGAAAAAUGGAAGUGGCAAUUUGAAGAUUUUUUUGGAGUGGAUCCAUAUAAUGUGUUGAUGGUGCUGCUGUGUCUGCUGUGCAUCGUGGUGUUAGUAGCUACUGAGCUGUGGACAUACAUUCGUUGGUACACCCAGUUGAGGCGCAUCUUAUUCAUCAGUUUCCUCUUCAGUUUGGGAUGGAACUGGAUGUAUUUAUAUAAGCUCGCUUUUGCACAGCAUCAGGCGGAAGUUGCCAAACUGGAGCCAUUAAACAACGUAUGUGCUGAGAAGAUGAACUGGGCUGGCAGUCUCUUUGAAUGGUUUAGAAUUUCGUGGACUUUUAAGGAUGACCCAUGCCAAAAAUACUACGAGCUCCUCUUAGUCAACCCCAUUUGGUUGGUCCCUCCAACAAAGGCACUGGCAGUUACCUUCACCAACUUUGUCACGGAGCCUUUGAAGCACAUUGGAAAAGGCAUGGGGGAGUUUAUUCGAGCACUCAUGAAAGAGAUACCAGUGUUGGUGCAGAUUCCAGUGCUGGUAGUUUUGGCGUUGGCACUCCUGAGUUUCUGCUAUGGUGCUGGAAAGUCAGUCACUCUGCUAAGAUACCUGGGAGGCCCAGAGCGAGAACGACCUCAGGCCCUUGAGUCCGGCCCUGGCCAUGGAAGGCGACUGAAGGAGAUUGAGUCCAGAGACCCCGGGGGAGCAGGUGAUGCACCUUUCCAUUACAGGGGCCACACCGACCCCCGGGAGCCAGGCCCUUAUGCAAAGACCUAUGAGGGUAGAAGAGAGGUUUUGAGAGACAGAGAUGGUGACUUGAGAUUUCGGCCUGGCACCAAGAGCCCUGAAGUGCUUCGUGCAUUUGAUAUACCAGACGCAGAGGCGAGAGAGCAUCCCCAGGUGGUGCCCAGUCAUAAUUCACCUGUUCUGGAUACAAAGGACAAAGAGAAUGGAAAGCUGAGAGAAAGCAGUGCAGAGAGCAGCCAGCUGGCCAAGCCUGUCUCCAGUCCUCAUCCCACGGAGUGUGAAAGUUCCCCCCUGGUGGAGAAGGCCCAGCUCAGGACUGACGCCAGCAGCAGCAGCCCAGAGGCAGGGACUAUCCUCGGGCCGGCGAGUGUGGCCAUAGAAACAUGCGGAGAGCAGCUGGACGGAGGCCUUUGUGGCUAGAUAGAUGCUCAGACACAGAAGAGGCCCAAGAUCGCCUUUGAGUUUUGUAAAGUAUAUAUAUAUAUAUAUGCUCUCUGCAAAUGUUUUCUUAUCUGCUUACCACCCAGGGGCUAGUUUACACAUUCGUAUUUUCACUGACAAUCUGAGUGAGAAACACAUGUAUGUCACAAACUUGUCUUGGAUACUCAUUUUUUAAGGUGUUAUUUUGGAUCAGGAUCUCAGAUAAACAAGUGACAUCACUGAUUCUGAAAAACUAAGGAUGUCCAUUUGAACGGACACACUGAUUGCUGCCGUUUGUUAAUCAAGUCACACAGAAAUGUGCGCCACUGUGGUUGGCAUAUGCCAUGCUGGUGUCAAUUUAUUAAGGGAUAUUGAAAAAGUUUUAUUUGUAGGCACAUAUAUAGGAACUGAUUCGCAGAAGUGUGUGUUUCCUAAUGAGGUACUACAAUACAGUAUGUUAGUUAGUUCCAUUGAGCUCCAAAUGUUUGAAACUGUGUUCAUUGUUUGAGCCACACCCAGCAGUGCUCAGGCUCUCUGCUUAGAACUGGGUAUAGCAGGAUAGUGCCUUAACCCCCGUACUAUCUGUGUCCCUAAAAAGUUUGUCAGGAAAGUCCAUUACAGCCACACUUAACGUUUUCAUGCCUUUCUAUAUGGGAACAUCACCACAGAAGCAGUAUCAUCUCUGUGAAUGAGUCUCUAGAGGCUGCCAUAGAUCUGUGGGCUUUGCAGUUU